Salvelinus namaycush (lake trout) is the source of this 2333-nucleotide messenger RNA. Its product is annotated as lysophospholipid acyltransferase 2-like. Lineage: Eukaryota; Metazoa; Chordata; Actinopteri; Salmoniformes; Salmonidae. Gene Ontology annotation, molecular function: acyltransferase activity. Bases 71 to 1579 code for a protein of 502 amino acids. The transcript has 13 exons. Gene Ontology annotation, cellular component: membrane. Gene Ontology annotation, biological process: lipid modification. The record is from RefSeq and is a predicted model, not a curated record.
UCGGGGCGAAUCUGGGAUUCACUGUCAGAGGGGAAGAAGAGCAGAGGACUUUCUCAACGUUCUGUGAAUCAUGGCUACUGAAACCGUGUCCCCGGCAUGCACUGGAUCCAGUUUGCUGCAACCCAUAAGCGAAAUCAUCAAUCUUCCUCUCGACCAGGUCAACUUUGUGGUGUGCCAGUUGUUUGCCCUGUUGACUGCCUUCUGGUUCCGUCUGUAUCUCCACCCCAGUAAGACCAGUCCCUUCGUCAGACAUGUGGUGGCCACACUACUGGGAUUCUACUUUGCUCUCUUCUGCUUCGGCUGGUAUGCUCUCCACUUCCUGGUUCAGAGUGGGCUCACCUAUGGCAUCAUGAUCCUCACUGGAGUAGAACACAUGCACAAGUACUGUCUGGUGGUAGCCCUGGGCUAUCUCAGCUUCUGUCAGAUCACACGCGUGUACGUCUUCGACUAUGGCAUGUACUCUGCUGACUUCACAGGGCCUAUGAUGGUGAUAACACAGAAGAUCACCAGUUUGGCGUUUGAAAUCCAUGAUGGAAUGUGCCGGAAAGAGGAGCAGCUGACCCCAAAUCAGAAAGUCCUGGCUAUAAGGAGGAUGCCCAGUCUGCUGGAGUACUUCAGCUACAACUGUAACUUCCUGGGCAUCCUGGCCGGCCCCACCUCCUCCUACAACGAUUACAUCGCCUUCAUCGAGGGCACGCUCUGCCGUCGCAGUAAAGACCACCAGACCAACGGGAAGACCAACGGCAGACACAAACAGACUGACCCCUCCCCAAACAUUGAAGUCGUCCGUAAACUGGCCACCUGUUUCUUCUCCCUCAUGGUUUUCCUCUCGGUCUGUAAAGUGUUCCCUGUGGAACGGAACAUCGACGACGACUUCAUCGCAAACACGCCCUUCUACGCCCAGGUGGUCUACCUCUACCUGUCCAUGCUUACCACCCGGCCCAAGUACUACUUCGUCUGGACGCUGGCUGAUGCCAUCAACAAUGCAGCAGGAUUUGGAUUCAAUGGAUACAACAGUGACGGCUCACCACGGUGGGAUCUCAUCUCCAAUCUGAGGAUAAUGGAUAUUGAGUUUGCCACCAGCUUCAAGAUGUUCCUUGACAAUUGGAAUAUACAGACGGCACAUUGGCUCAAAAGGGUGUGUUACGAGCGCUGUCCCUACAACCCCACAGCGGCUACCUUCAUUCUGUCAGCCAUGUGGCACGGAGCCUACCCUGGAUACUACCUCACCUUCCUCACUGGCAUCGUGGUCACACUGGCUGCACGUGCCAUGAGACACAACGUGAGGCCGUACUUCCUGGGCUCGCCUUCACUCAAGCUACUGUAUGAUGUGAUCACGUGGGCGGGCACCCAGAUUGCCAUUUGUUACACUGUGGUGCCUUUUGUGCUGCUGUCUGUCGGGCCCUCUAUGAAGUUCUACAGGUCCUGGUACUUCAGUGUCCACAUCGGCUGUGUCCUCCUGGCCGUAGCACUGCCAGUCAAACCCCGACACUUGCGCCUGAAGGAAGCUCCCGUCCUCUCCCACCAGGACUCCACCUCCACAGAUGGCCACUGCAACCAGAAGACCAAAGCCACAUGAAGCAGAUUCGGAGACCAGCAGCGGUGCACACACACAGAGACUAGCACCAAGGACUGCAGGGACUGUCCAACACAUUAUUAGAGAGCGAGACUGUCCAAGCUGUGUUUUGGAGUGGGAUGACGAUUCUCAUUUGUUCACGUGAGAAGGGAUGGAUGGACUGAAAGCUUUGUGAUUUACCUAUUUAGUGCACUACUUUUGACCAGAGCCCUAUGGGCCAUGGUCAAAAGUAGUGCACUAGAAAGUGAAUAGGGUGCCAAUAAAAUUUUAUUUUAUUUGGAACGCAGCCCCCUACUGUAUUAUGAGGACUAUUGGCUGUGGCUCAGCGGGAUGGAGGGGUCCCGAAUCGAUGAUGAAAUGCCAGUAUUGUACUGUUACUGUAUUAUGGGAGUAUGCAAACUUGCCUUAUAAUCUUUGUCUCUUUCUCCACCCAUUUUUAUUUUAGCUUUUGUGUAUCCUCCUCAAAUUGGAUAUUAUUGUGUGUGCGGUGUUUCUCACUCAAGGUGAACAGGUUUUAGGAUCAGGUGAGAGAGAGUGGAGUGGUUUCAGUUAAUGGUGUUAUAGUCCAGGUAAAAAGCAAAGAUACAGGAAAUUAGGACACAAGAAUUAAAAGAGAAGGAAAACAAGAUAGUGUCCUUGAGGUCUUUUCACAAAAUAUGUAGGGUGUCCAACCACUCUGCCCAGAAGUGGGUGAAAAAAAACACACUUUGGUGAUGAAAUUUCACUUCCUUAUGUUAUUAAAUACAUUUUACCAAUA